AUGGUAUCCUUUUCGUGUGAGGUCUGCAACGACACUAUCGUUAAGAAGAAGUUGGACCAGCAUCGCUCCAGAUGUCCCGAUGCCUAUUUCACAUGUAUAGACUGCUCCACUACCUUCAACGGGACUGAGUACCGUUCGCAUACCCAGUGCAUCUCGGAAGCCGAAAAAUAUGAGAAAGGCUUGUACAAGGGCAAGAAACAGAACCCCAAGCCUGUUGAGAAGAAACAGGAAUCAAGGCCCGAUACUUCUAAACCUGACGCCAAGCCUGUCAAGACUUCCAAAGAGAAGUCCAAAAAGUCCAAGGACAGGUCUGAAUCUCUUGACCUUAAAAAGUAUGCCAAUGGGUCAUUAUACAAGGUAGUCAAGGCGAUCAGUAGCGAUACUAAGAAGGGCAAGAAAGAUGUGUUGAAAAAGCUUCAAGUAAAGGUUGAGGAUGGUAAAAUAGUCCUUUCCAUGUGA
This is a messenger RNA of Candidozyma auris, 459 nucleotides long. RefSeq lists its product as uncharacterized. Gene Ontology annotation, biological process: rRNA processing; negative regulation of transcription by RNA polymerase II. Gene Ontology annotation, molecular function: DNA binding. Gene Ontology annotation, cellular component: nucleolus. The transcript has a single exon. Bases 1 to 459 code for a protein of 152 amino acids. The record is from RefSeq and is a predicted model, not a curated record. Lineage: Eukaryota; Fungi; Ascomycota; Pichiomycetes; Serinales; Metschnikowiaceae.